Molecule: messenger RNA, 2672 nt
Organism: Sapajus apella (tufted capuchin)
Lineage: Eukaryota; Metazoa; Chordata; Mammalia; Primates; Cebidae
Gene: ZNF383
Product: zinc finger protein 383
Exons: 1
Coding region: 768-1952 (394 amino acids)
Source: RefSeq, a predicted model, not a curated record
UCACCAUGUUGGCCUGGAGGGUCUUGAUCUUUUGACCUCGUGAUCCACCUGCGUCGGCCUCCCAAACUGCUGGGAUUACAGGCGUGCCCAAAAGUCUCAGCCCUCUCAUCAGAAGCUAGUGUUUCUGGUAAUCAGAUCCCACCCUGAAGCUUUCUUAGGGCCCACCAUGAAUUACCUUAUUAGCAUAACAAAGACCCCUGCCAGGAAAUUCCAAGUGUUUUUAAAGUUCUGUGUGGGGCUAUAUUAUACCUCAGCCAAAGAAUCUUCCCCAUAUGAAUUUAUUUCUCUCAGGAGACCUUUAAUGGAGGCUAGAAAAUGAUCCACUUCAUGUUGUACAUAUUGUCUGAUAUACUUAUCUCUUAUAUACACACAUGCAUACUUAUAUAGAUACAUGUAUAUCAUAUAUAUGUAUAUAAGUAGACUUACGUGCGCAGAUAUGGCUAGUCAUGUUUUAAUAUGGAAAAUAGCCCAACCAUUGUAUAUUUACCAGCCUUUCCAGGUGAUUCUGAUCCACAUCCGUGUUUGAGUAUCAUUGUAGUAACUUAUUUGUAUAGUUACCUUCCUCUGAUUCCUGCAUUAUCUUACCAAUUUCUGCUGCUUGCCUGUCCACUUUUUCAGAUUACACAGAUAUCCUGUGAACCCUGUGCCAUUUACCUAGUAGAUACUUUUCUCACUUUAAUUUUUCCAUUUCUCUUAUAAAAGUUCGACUUUUCACAAAUAGGAAGAAAGAACAUUGAUCAUUUUAUUUUCUUUCAGAUCUGGAAUCAAUGUGUGAAACCAAGUUAUUGUCUCUAAAGAAGGAAGUUUAUGAAAUAGAAUUAUGCCAGAGGGAGAUAAUGGGACUGCCAAAGUAUGGCCUUGAGUACUCUAGUUUUGGAGAUGUUUUGGAAUAUAGAAGCCACCUUGCAAAACAACUGGGAUAUCAAAAUGGGCAUUUCAGUCCAGAAAUAUUCACUCCUGAAUACAUGCCCACAUUUAUUCAACAGACAUUCCUUACUCUCCAUCAAAUAAUUAAUGAUGAACACAGACCCUAUGAAUGUAAGAAAUGUGGAAAGGCCUUUAGUCAGAACUCACAAUUUAUUCAACAUCAGAGAAUUCAUAUUGGUGAAAAAUCUUAUGAAUGUAAAGAGUGCGGGAAAUUCUUUAGUUGUGGUUCACACGUUACUCGGCAUCUGAAAAUUCAUACUGGUGAAAAACCCUUUGAAUGUAAGGAAUGUGGAAAGGCCUUCAGUUGUAGCUCAUACCUUUCUCAACAUCAGAGAAUCCAUACUGGUAAAAAACCCUAUGAAUGUAAGGAAUGUGGGAAGGCCUUUAGUUAUUGCUCAAAUCUUAUUGACCAUCAGCGAAUUCACACUGGUGAAAAGCCUUAUGAAUGUAAAGUAUGUGGGAAAGCCUUUACUAAGAGCUCACAACUUUUUCAACAUGUGCGAAUUCAUACAGGUGAGAAACCCUAUGAAUGUAAGGAAUGUGGGAAAGCCUUUACCCAGAGCUCAAAGCUUGUUCAACAUCAGAGAGUUCACACUGGUGAGAAACCCUAUGAGUGCAAGGAAUGUGGCAAAGCCUUUAGUAGUGGCUCAGCACUUACUAAUCAUCAAAGAAUUCACACUGGUGAGAAACCCUAUGAUUGUAAGGAAUGUGGGAAGGCUUUUACCCAGAGCUCACAGCUUCGUCAGCAUCAGAGAAUUCACGCUGGUGAGAAACCCUUUGAAUGUCUUGAAUGUGGGAAGGCCUUUACUCAGAACUCACAACUUUUCCAACAUCAGAGAAUUCAUACUGAUGAAAAACCGUAUGAAUGUAAUGAAUGUGGAAAGGCCUUUAAUAAAUGCUCAAACCUCACUCGACACCAGAGAAUUCACACUGGUGAAAAGCCCUAUAACUGUAAGGAAUGUGGGAAGGCUUUUAGUAGUGGCUCAGAUCUCAUUCGCCAUCAGGGAAUUCAUGCUAAUGAAUAAUAAAAAUUAAAGCUCCUGUCACCUUCCUCAUAUUUUAAACCAAAAUUCACAUGUAAUAGUUACCCUCUUUCACAAUUUUUUAUAACUUUGUAUUUAAAUGUAUUUACAAGUUAUAAAUUCAGAGUCUAAAUUGAGAUUCCUUCUCCCCGGCCCUCCAUCAUAUACCAAUGCCAGUUGUUCUAUGGUUCUUUCUUUCAUUGUUUGGUUCUGCUUUCUUGGUGGUGCAUUAUACUCUUGUUUAUAUUUGCUUGUGUUUUUAGGGCUAUCUUUUCUGAUUUGUGUAUUUGUGUUUGCACCAGUAUCGCGCUGUUUGAAUUGUGUUACCUUUAAUAUUUUUAAAUUCCUUGUGAGUCAUAACUUUGUUUUUGAAGUCAGUGUUAAUCUUUUAGUUUUAUUUUACAAAUUUACGCUUUUAGUUAUUAAGCCAAAAAUCACAAAAAAUUGCAAACUAAAAAGCAAAAAAUAAUUGUAAUCAUACUCAUAGAUGGCUACUCUCAAUUUGGUAAAGAGAAUCUUGCUGUACUUUGCUUUUUGAGAAAGUAUAAUUAUGGUGUGCGUGCUGUAUCUUUAACUGCUUUUAUCAUGCCAAAAAAUUCAUGAGUGCCAUUUCAAUAAACAUAGAUUUUUAUUAUUUUCAUGACAUUUAAUGACUUUAGAAUGACUCUUCAUGUUAUGGUUACCUCGAAAUUUUUGCAGCUAUAAAAGCUGACUUCCUUAUUA